CGCCGCCGUCGCUGGCGCUGUUGGGGAUGGUCCCUGUCCCAGGAAAGGGCGGGCGAGCUGCCUGCCUGAGGAGCGGCUCCUGUUACGACCGCCCGGAACAGCCCCAGCGGCAGGGUAUAUAUGCUGCCGCUGCCGCUGCCGCACGCCGCCUCAUUAGCGCCUCGCCGGCUCCAUAUAGCCCCCGCCGCGGAGGAGGGACCGAGCCCGUGCCGGCCCUCAGACUGGCUGCUCGCCUGAAGGGGAAUGGAGGAGGACGGAGAGAGGGGAGAGACAGCGGCGGCUCCGAGUGCAGGGAUGCGUUUCCGAGCUCCCGAUCUUCCUGCCCGACAAUUAUCCUCACGCAUCAGCCUCUUGAGAUUAAAAAGCAACAGCAGGAUGUGUGUGGCUUUUUGGAAGUCAACAAGAUAGAGUAUGAGGAGAAGGACAUCGCGGCCAAUGAAGAGAACCGCAAAUGGAUGCGGGAGAACAUCCCUGAAAACUGCCGGCCGACCAGUGGGAAUCCUUUGCCUCCACGAAUCUUCAAUGAUGGCCGGUACCUUGGGAACUAUGACGAUUUCUUCGAAGCUAGAGAGAAUAAUGCGGUAUACGCCUUUUUAGGCUUGACUGCCCCACCUGGUUCCAAGGAGGCAGAAGCCCUGGCGAAGCAAGAAGCGUGAAUAUUUUCCCCUGUGCCUAAAGCCUUAAAAUGUUCUGCGAAGGGAAAUUUCAACAGCUUUUUGAUACAAUAGCAAAAAUAUCUAUGCUUCAAGAAUUCCGCCCCACCCCCCACCCCCUAUGCUGAUUGCUGCACACGGCAUCCCCACUAUACAUGAAUAUAAAAUGGAAAAUGCCAAGUGAAAACUCAAACUUGCCAUGAAGACAAAGGGUGUCAUUAAAGGAAGUGUUUAGAAAUAAUGAAUUUCCCCCCACUUGUUCACCCAAGUGGUGCAAUCUGCUUUUUGGCAAUUGUGUAAUUUUUUAUUUUAUUUUUUUGUAAACUUAAAAAAACACCCCACCUUAUUUUACUAUUAGUAAUGCAAAUCUGUAGUUAUACUUGUAGAUCCAACAGCUGAAACAGCAGCAAAUAAUUCUGUUAAUCAACGCCAGUGCCUCAAAAACAUUACUGAAAAAUAAUGUUGGUGUUUCUUUAAAUGUGAUUUUUUGAAAUACAAAAAGUUAAUGUGUAGUGUAGUAAUAGUUGUAGUUGCUUGCUGAGGUUAGGAUAUUUCUUCAUUUGUAGGAUGCAUUUUGAAAUUGUCUACUGUAAUUUUUCAGCACACAGCUUAGACCUUUAUUAAAAAUGCCUUAUAAUUCUCAUUGGAGUGACCAACGUGAGAAAUUCUCACAGACUCAAGGUUUGAUUACGUUAUUAUAUAUCUGUUUUUCAAGGACCUGAAAAUGCCUACUUGUGUAAGAUUUUAGUGCAGUCAUGGUGAAAUGUACAUAACAAACCAUAUUACAAAUAAGCCAAAAAAACACAAGAAAUAAACCUGCUCUGGUCCUCAUCUUCUGUAAAAUUUGAAGCCUUUCAUGCGACGUUUUGCAAAAAAAAAAUCCAUUCCACUUUGCUUGUGUAUGUUUUAGAACUUGAAAAGCAUAAUCAAGUUAUUGCUAUUUGGAAUAAUAGUCAUUCUGAGUAAAUCUCCGCUGCUUUGUAGGAAGAGAGAUACUGAGAGAAAAUGCCACCUCUACAGAUUUGUCAGCGUGGAUUUGCAAUGCCAUGAAGCUGCUUUCAGCAAUCUUUGCUCAUCGUGUUGAUUUUCAUUUAGUGCAAUAUUGAGCUGUUAUCAUGCAACAGGCAAUAACCUCACUCAGAAAGCAUUCUGGGGGACUGAUUCAUCGAGGCCUCUAAGUUGGAAAGUAAUCUUGAAGACUGUGUGCCAAAGCUCUGAUCCAGUGAUACCUUGCCAAACACCUUUUGUCUACUGGCCACAAUUUAUCUCUUGUCCCCUUGCAUAUUGAACAAAGAUGCUUUCUAAUCUGUUGAUUUUGACCUUAAUAGUCUACUUGAUCCUUGUUGCCAAGUAUUUUCUUUUCAAGGGUUUCCCCCCCCGCUCCCUUAGUUGGUGUGUUUAUGAAUGGGAUUCAUACCAAUUUGCAGGACUGUCUACUGUAUGCAAGCGCUCUGAGAAUCAGGCUUCCUUUUUAGACAUAGUGUAGCUUGUCACCAUCUUAUCAUUUGUUAGACCUGGGUGAUGAGCUUGAGGAGUAAAGUCUCCAUACUCCAGAAUAUUUGAGAAGACAGUGGAGUUUAAGAGAGAAAGCGUUUGUGUGACUUCCCUCGCUGACCUGUUUCCCCCCCAGUAGAAAAUGUUGGAUGCAAUGUUUGAAGAAAUGGGUGCAGUCCAAAAGCAGCUGCUGCCUUAUUUUACAAGCUCUGUAAUGUAAAAGAGUUGGAACCACAGCAGUUUACGGAGUAGCUUUCAAUAUUUGCUUUAGCCCAAAUGCUGUUUCUGAUCAGGUUUCUUAGUAUGAGCUCUGUUUGGAUUGGAAAAUAUGUUUCUUUCUCCCCUCUUCAGCAUGGAUUCCCCUUUCUGUCUUUUGGGAUGUGAUUACUGUAGCUUGCGGUGACAUCUGAAUCGGAAAACUAUGGGUUAUUGCUUGCUUGCAAGCUAUGGGUUGCAAACCUACUUCAUAGUCUCAAAUCAUUGCUCAGAGGGUCUUGCUGUCCAUUCUUUUCCUAAUUAUUCAUACCAAUGAAACAAGAAACCAGGACCACUUCCAGACAACUGCAGUUGGGAUUCAGUUGCAUGCCAGCAAAUCCGGGCUACACCUUUAAUGUCAAUUUGGCACUCCUGAACAAUAAACCUACUUCCCUCACUCCAAAUGAUUUUCUUUCGAAAGGAUGUGAUUGGAAAAUGCACUGUAAAUUGUAGCAUAACAGAUGUUUGACGUGAUGUAAUGUAACCUCCCCCCCCAAAAAAAAAUACAGAAUGAAUGCUUGACAACAGUGCACACCAUUAUAACUUGCCCACAAACAUUGUGCAAACAAAUGAGGUUGAAUGCCCAAUAAAUCACUUGUCUGGAAGUGACCUAGGAAAUGGAAGCGCGACCAGUGCACAAGAUAGAAGGAGGGCUACAGAAAUCCAUAGCAUGUUCUUCAUUCUUUGGGACUUAAUCAGGUGAUGAGGAACCUCAGCCGUGGGAAGCAAAUGUACCUUACCUGUGGGAAUCUUCUCAAGUCACAUCAGCCCGCUUUAUACUUAUUUAGUGUUUUUGCCAGGAUAUAAUGUGCCCUUAAGCUGUGAUCGUGCUUCUUGCUUUCCUAGAUGAAAGAUACGGAGGGAUAUGUGAGCAAAUUGUUGUUCCACUUUUGCUUCUGUCACCCACCACUGGCAUGCGGCCCCCAGAAGGUUGUCUAGAAGGUCAUGUGGCCCUUUGGCUGAAAAAGGUUCCCCAGUCCAGAUUAAUCAUUCAUGUUUCAACCAGAUUAGGGAUAUAUAGGCAUCAAUUUUAAUAACUGAGACAGGUGGCCUACACCCAUGGGGAUCUGAUUCACACAUUGUAUUUGCACAUGUGUGCCCAAAGUGAUGUAGGACUGCAGAAAGUAGGGUGAACCAAUGGUUUGUUUCCAUGUUUUGCCAUACAGUAGGAAGCCAUCUCUUUUUGCCCGUCUCUUUCUUUGUCCUCCAGUGAAUUAGCAUCUGGAGAUGCUUCAGCUCUAACAGCACUCUGUAGUAAAUUGAGUCAAGGGUGGGAUAGGAUUAUUCCUGUUGGAAGGACAAAAGCAUGAACACAUUGCAUCGGAAAGAACAGUGGCGGCCUAUUGAAGUUGUGGUCCAUGUAUUGAGCUUGAACAGAUGUGUACUUUUAAGUUUCUUGCAUGCAUUUUAGAAACUUUGGACUCUGUUGUGGAUGUUGUUUUUCAGUUGCUCACUUUUACAAGUGAGAUAAAAAAUUGCUUUCCUUAAAAACGUGGCUGUUUUAGGACUUGUAAAUAUAACUCACAUGGAGUCAGCACUGGGAAAAUAGUGUUUCUAAAUUGGAAUGUAAGUCCCCAUUUCUCUCUGUGUUGAAUGGUGUGCAAUGGUACAAGAUCUUGGGUUCAUGAGUCCCCUUACCACCUUCACUCUCCUUCCCAGGAAUGUGGCUUCUUCCAAACACAGUAUGGGAGGGUGGGAACAAAUAUUCUUAUGUGAAUCAUCAUAACUUGGCAGUCUUGGGGAUAUUACAGCAGGGAAUAUUACAGCCAAUUUCAGGAAGCAAUUUUGACAUUUACUUUUUAUUGUCAUUUCUACAACCAGUAAGGCAACGAAACAUCUUAGAUUGUCAUAUUGACUCAUGCCAUAGUAUUGCAAUAAAGCAAUUCCAAA
Molecule: messenger RNA, 4292 nt
Organism: Podarcis muralis (Common wall lizard)
Lineage: Eukaryota; Metazoa; Chordata; Lepidosauria; Squamata; Lacertidae
Source: RefSeq, a predicted model, not a curated record